Messenger RNA from Zonotrichia albicollis (white-throated sparrow), 447 nucleotides. Lineage: Eukaryota; Metazoa; Chordata; Aves; Passeriformes; Passerellidae. The record is from RefSeq and is a predicted model, not a curated record.
CUGUGUCCUGCACUCGCAGCGGUGUUUCUGCACAUGGGAAGGCAUGAGUGUUACUUCAUUAACGGCACGGAGAAGGUGAUGUCCGUGCAGAGGUACAUCUAUAACCGGGAGACGUACGUGGUGUUCGAAAGCGACGUGGGGGUGCACGUGGGGUUCACCUCCUAUGAGGAGAGGUUUGCCAGGGAGAUUAACAGCGACCCGAAAUGGAUGGUGGAACAACGGACUGCGGUGGACUGGUACUGCCGGGGCAACUACGAGGUGAUUCGCCCGUUCACUGUGGCGCGCCGAGUGCCCCCCAGCGUGUCCAUCUCGCUGGUGCCCCCCUCGAACACCUUUGGGCAACAGGAAAUCAAAAUCGUGGCAUCCCUGAAAUUGGAAAAGACCUCCAAGACCAUUCAGUAUUCCUUGAUGCCACCAGAAGAUAGGAUUGAAUGCAAAAGAUUUUAG